This is a messenger RNA of Procambarus clarkii (red swamp crayfish), 3403 nucleotides long. The record is from RefSeq and is a predicted model, not a curated record. Lineage: Eukaryota; Metazoa; Arthropoda; Malacostraca; Decapoda; Cambaridae.
CAAAAGGUGGCACGGGCAUGAAUAGCCCGUAAGACUUGUUCGAAGGAAACGUGACUUUUACAUGUGUCUCUCCCUGCAGGAAACACACCACUUCACAUCGCCACGAGAUGGUCUAGAGUGGAGGCUGUGUCUGGGCUCCUCAGACACUGUCCAGACAUCACCCACCGCAACCACAGAGGAAUGACACCACUUGAUUACUUUCGUCGCAACACUACCAAGGAGUCCUCCAUGUACAUGCCAAGUACAACCUCAGGGUAUGGCUCUGAGGGAGACCAUCUCCCAGUAGGAAGCGGGGAGAUAAAGACCCCAAAUGAGGGUGACUCGGAAAUCGACCCAGACAGUAUAUUCCUCAUUAAUGAAGAAGACCCUCACCAGAUGGAGAAAACCUAUCAGAUGUGGCAUUUGUUUGUCGAACACGACUGUGCUUCGGUUCGUAAUAUAUACAUCCACUACGGCUACCUGAUGACUUGCGCCUGUAUCCCUGGAGAAGGCUCCAAGCUCAAUUAUACACAUCAGUAUAUAAAGAAGAAAUACAGUUACCCUAUGGGUUUGAUCCGGAUUUUUUUAGUCAUAUGCGUCACGGGUCUGGGAAUGUUCAUGAACUCGUGCUGGAAGAAGAAGUUUUCUGAAGAAGACUACGACGUGGCGACCCUGAGGGAGGAGAUAAGUAAUAUUGAAGACCAAGGCUAUGCCGUGCUGGACGACAACAGGGAUAACUAUUACUCUGUGCUGGACGACAACAGUGAUAACCACUCCGCUGUGCACGACAUGGAAGACGACGACUCAGCAUGUUAUGCAAACCUGGAGACAUCCUCAGUAGUAUAUUUACUGGACCUGGGCCUCCUGGCUGCCCGUCUUGGUCUGUACGUUGGAAGAACUCUUCCUCCUCUCCAACACCAGGAUUCCCACAGGAGCAUAUACGACUCACUGGACAGUGUGGUCCGGGCUCAGGUUGAGGCGUACGCAAUGUGGGGCGUCAGUAUGGGGGGUGCACGCCCCAGGCCUCACCACCUCAGUCACUCCUGCCACCGCCGCAGCCAUAGGUCAUCCAUUGAUUACAACACAGUUUCUGAGUAUUUCCGUCGGAGGGAAACACCUUCUCCCAUCCCGGAUGAUGACUUGAUGCACUCCCAUCCCAUACUUGCUCACCAACCAGGCAUCAUCAGCAGGCCCUUAACUUUCCCACUUCGGAAUGCAAUGUCUCUUCCACGAGGCAUAGACAUCAUACACACCUACCCAGCACAGAACGAAGCCACCAUCAUUACCUCUCGUUAAAACGUUGCACGACUGUAAGAUAAAACGUCUGAGCCAAAACACAGCAUUGAACACAUUGCGCUCUCUGCAACAGCAGACAAUAAUUGCAACCAUUGAUGUUGACCGAGAAUAUACACAGUAUGACACCGGACUUUACGAUCACCGGACAUUUGUGAAACAAUAUCCAACAACAGAUAUCACACUAUCUGAGCCACAACAAACAUUAUACCAUCUGAGCCACAUCAAACAUUAUACCAUCUGAGCCACAACAAACAUUAUACCAUCUGAGCCACAACAAACAUUAUACCAUCUGAGCCACAACAAACAUUAUUCCAUCAGAGUAACAACAAACAUUAUACCAUCUGAGCCACAACAAACAUUAUACCAUCUGAGCCACAACAAACAUUAUACCAUCUGAGCCACAACAAACAUUAUACCAUCUGAGCCACAACAAACAUUAUACCAUCUGAGCCACAACAAACAUUAUACCAUCUGAGCCACAACAAACAUUAUACCAUCUGAGCCACAACAAACAUUAUUCCAUCAGAGUAACAACAAACAUUAUACCAUCCGAACCACAACAAACAUUAUACCAUCAGAGCCACAACAAACAUUAUACCAUCUGAGCCACAACAAACAUUAUACCAUCUGAGCCACAACAAACAUUAUACCAUCCGAACCACAACAAACAUUAUACCAUCUGAGCCACAACAAACAUUAUACCAUCUGAGCCACAACAAACAUUAUACCAUCUGAGCCGCAACAAACAUUAUACCAGCUGAGACACUACAAAUAUUUUAACACCUGAGCCACAACAAACAUUAUUCCAUCAGAGUAACAACAAACAUUAUACCAUCUGAGUCACAACAAACAUUAUACCAUCUGAGCCACAACAGAUAUCUCACCAUCUAAACCAAAAAGGACUUCACAUCCUUUAAGCCACAUGAGGCACUAUAUUCUCUGAGGAACAACAGACACCAUAUUUUCCGAGCCACAGCGGUCACCAUGUCCGCUGAGGUUCAAAAGACACCAUAUCUUUUGACACACUACCUAUCAUGUCUUCUGAACCACAACAGGCACCAUAUUCACUGUGCCACAACUAAUAUAAUAUCCUCUGAGCCGCUAAAGACACGAUAUUCUCUGAACCAUAAUUGGUAAGAUAUUUUGUGAUCCUCAACAUACACCAUACCCUCUAAGCCACAACAGGCACCACACCCUCUAAGCCACAACAGACACCUUAUCCACUGAGCCACAACAGACACCAUAUUCACUGAACGACAACUGAUAUCAUAUGCUCUGAAUCACGAAAGGCAUCAUAUCUUAUGAACCACAACAGACACCAUACCUGAGGGAUUUCUUUUAACUUCUAACUCCUUAAAAUUAGGAACUAACUAGCCACUGGGAAACUGUGUUUCAUCUUGGAGUAGUGGACUGUAUCUAUUUUAUGUUCCCUAACUGGCUCAGUUUUCAGAGUGAUCCAACAGAAAUGGGCCUGCUCUCAUUUACCUGUUGAAUGAGAAAAUCUCCACUUACCACUUGCUAAAGAGUAACAUGUAUAAUGCAGCUAGCACUGAUACGGUUACAAAUUAUUUUAACUUAUUCUUUUGAUCUGCCAUCUUGCCAUAUAUGAAUUAUUAUAAACAAUGACAAGAUUAUGUAGUGAUAUGAAUUUAUCUAUUGCAAAUGUAUUCUUUAAUUUGUCUUUAAGUAAUUGCAAUAUAUCAAAUAUUUGUCAAACACUGAUUAACUUAGUUAAUAUGGUUUUAAUUUAAUGGUAAGUAAUCUAUUUACCGAGGUGAGGUCAUAAGCUCAUGGUGAUAACCGCACCUGCAAUAUUAAUGGGGUUAGUGGCACAAAAAGACAUAGGAUCCAUCUGCAAUUACUACACCAUCAUCCUUCCCUUAUUUUAGUUAGAUGCAGGUACGGAGCUCUAUCUUAUAGCACUAAGACUUUAUCCCGCUUGUAGGGCCAGAGCGUGUAGUGUUGUUCACUAUUGAUAUUGGAAUGGUGGUGUUUAAUUGCUUGGCUUCUGGCUUCAGGCGUUGUUUACACUCCACUCACCCCCUCCCCUUCCGGCCCGUUGGCGUCGUGAGGGGGCUUGGUGGACGGCUGCCGGAGUGUGAUGCUCCGUUGGGCAGUCCUCUGUCCU